AAAAACAAGAAGAUUGGACGGCACUGCCUCCCGGGCUUGUCCGGAGCCACAGCUCCUGUUGUGCCAGUGUGGCACGACGGGCACUUGAUCGCCGAGCUUGUCGCGUUUGAUGUCGACGGGCCGGUGGUAGCGGGAAACGGGGAGGGGAGUGCUGCUGCCCUCCUUUUGAUCAGCCUUGGGGCGGCAUUGAGCGAAAGGAUGUGUUACUGA
Pyricularia grisea is the source of this 210-nucleotide messenger RNA. RefSeq lists its product as uncharacterized. NCBI's taxonomy places the organism in Eukaryota, Fungi, Ascomycota, Sordariomycetes, Magnaporthales, Pyriculariaceae. The transcript has a single exon. The record is from RefSeq and is a predicted model, not a curated record. The annotation marks the transcript as partial.